UUUUUUUGGUUAGCCCUAAACUAUGACUUGCGUUUCCCCUUCAAUCAGGGGUUUAUGUUCUAGGGUUUCUCUCCGUUCAGCACCGCCAUGACUCGAUUUCUCAAAUUAUAGAGUUCCUGUUCCUCUACAUCCGUCUUUGCAAUCAUCCCACGUGACAUCAAGCUCACAACAAUAACAACCUUUACACAGAGAAGAUAGAGACAAAAAAGAGGUAAUGAAAAUGGAAGCCAGAGUUGGCGUGGUUGUCGAGGGAGGUCAGAGAGCGCUUAAUUCCGCUCACGGCAGCGUGGUCGACGCUGGGACGAGAAAGUUUUUGCAGCAGCAGCAAAACCACAAUAAGCCGUCAAUGCACCAGCAGUCCCAGAUAGGGACUGUGCAGCAGCUUCUUGCUGGCGGUAUUGCUGGUGCCUUUAGCAAGACCUGCACGGCUCCUUUGGCUCGCCUCACCAUUCUCUUCCAGGUGCAAGGUAUGCAUUCUGAUGUAUCGACUUUGAGUAAACCUUGCAUAUGGCGUGAGGCUUCGCGUAUUGUUAAUGAGGAGGGAUUUAGAGCAUUUUGGAAAGGCAAUCUAGUCACGAUUGCUCAUCGUCUCCCGUAUUCUUCAGUUAACUUCUAUGCAUAUGAAAACUACAAGAGUUGGCUGCAACAGUUUCUUGGCCUGAAAAAUCUUAAGGGAAGUGCAAGUGCUGACCUUUUUGUGCACUUUGUUGGUGGAGGGUUGGCAGGAAUAACAGCUGCCUCAGCCACAUAUCCAUUGGACCUUGUUAGGACACGCCUUGCAGCACAGAGAAGUACAAUGUACUACACAGGCAUUUCGCAUGCAUUUCGUACUAUUUGUAGAGAAGAAGGGUUUUGGGGCUUGUAUAAAGGACUUGGAGCAACACUAUUGGGUGUUGGGCCAAGUUUAGCCAUUAGCUUUUCUGUGUACGAGUCUCUCAGAUCUUUCUGGCAGUCUCGAAGGCCCAACGAUUCCACUGUCAUCGUGAGUCUCGCCUGUGGUAGUCUAUCAGGGAUUGCAUCAUCCACAGCAACAUUUCCUCUGGAUCUUGUAAGAAGAAGAAUGCAGUUGGAAGGGGCAGGGGGCCGAGCCCGUGUCUAUACUACUGGUUUAUUUGGGACAUUUAGGCACAUAAUCAAGUCAGAAGGCUUGCGAGGCUUGUAUAGAGGCAUUCUACCUGAAUACUACAAGGUAGUACCUGGUGUUGGCAUUGUCUUCAUGACUUAUGAGACAUUGAAGAUGCUUUUGUCUCCUGUACGUAGCAGUUGAUGGCUGCAUUUCUAUUCUCGUGUUCUACCAUUAAAGGUGUUCCCGGAGGUUAGUUGGUAAUUCAGGCUCAUGAUGCUAUUAUGGAGAUCAAAAAUACUAGAACCAUGUUAGGAAAAGAUGUAUCUUAGAUAGAAGCAAUGUGUUUUUUUUUUUGGGUUGAAAAUGUUACAUGGUAGUAAAUUUUGUAGUUGCUGCCAUGAGAUUUUUUAAUAUAUAGGUAGUGAAUUAACAUGUAGUAGGGUAUCAAUUUCAUGUAUUCUAGGUCAUUGCCUGUCAAGAACAUUUUGGGUUUUUCGAUGAUCAGUUCACCAUCAUAACAGUUUUGUCAUGAAUCUUAUUUAUUAUUGGCCUCUACAGGAGGUGUUCCAUCCCUUGUAUUCUUAA
Molecule: messenger RNA, 1651 nt
Organism: Tripterygium wilfordii
Lineage: Eukaryota; Viridiplantae; Streptophyta; Magnoliopsida; Celastrales; Celastraceae
Product: mitochondrial substrate carrier family protein B-like
Exons: 7
Coding region: 215-1267 (350 amino acids)
Biological process (GO): transmembrane transport
Source: RefSeq, a predicted model, not a curated record